This is a messenger RNA of Triticum turgidum subsp. durum (durum wheat), 735 nucleotides long. Lineage: Eukaryota; Viridiplantae; Streptophyta; Magnoliopsida; Poales; Poaceae. The record is from the annotation of a GenBank genome assembly.
AUGGCAAAGGUGCACCCCGACGCGGUCGUGGUGCUGCCAGAGGCGCCGGCUGCUGGCCACUCGCGGCCCGUAGGAACUGGGGCCGAGGAGGAGGAGCCGCCGCCGGAGGCCACGGCGCUGACGGUGUGGCGCAAGUCACUGCUCUUCAACUGCGACGGCUUCACUGUCUUCGACGCCACCGGCGGCCUCGCCUUCCGCGUGGACUGUUACGGCACGUCCGGUCGCAGGCGCCGCCACGCGGAGGACGUCGUCCUCAUGGACGCCGCAGGGGUCCCGCUCCUCACCGUGCGGCGUAGAAGGCUCAGCCUGGCAGAGCACUGGGUCAUCUACGACGGCGACGGCGGCGAAGCCGACGCCCCGAAGGCGCUCCUCUCCGUGCGCCGCUGUCACGCCGGCUUGCUGCGCCACGCCCACGCGUCGUCGUCGUCCAAGCAGAAAGCGCUCGCGCACGUAACGCCUCUCACGCCGGCGUUGCGCGAGUCGUACGUGGUGGAGGGGUCGUACGCGCGGCGGUGCGUCGCGGUGCGGGACGCCCGCGGGGAGGCCGUGGUGGAGGUGCGGCGGAAGGAGUCGCCGGUGGGCGACGAGGUGUUCCGGCUGGUGGUGCCGGACCCUCGCCGCCUUGGCACGCCGCUGGCCAUGGGGAUCGUCAUGGCCCUCGACGAGAUGUUCGGCAGCUCCGGGGCCGGCUGCUCCACCGCUCGAUCACUGCUGCCGAGGAGCUGGUCGAUGUAG